Molecule: messenger RNA, 2552 nt
Organism: Paramuricea clavata
Lineage: Eukaryota; Metazoa; Cnidaria; Anthozoa; Malacalcyonacea; Plexauridae
Source: the annotation of a GenBank genome assembly
UGUCAAGUAAAGGAUUUAUUAUCUGAACAAGUGAGUACUAAGCAGGAAGAUUCGACAGAAGAGCUACACCAUACGUCACAGUCUGCUCAAGUUCCUACCAGAGAGGUUGUCGUGAAAGCCACGUUAAAACAGCUGGAAAAAAUUAAACAUUCCGAGCAAGAUGGAUGCCAACAAUCAUCAAGAAGGUUUGUCCUUUGUAAACCUACUGUACUGUACUGUACUGUACUGUACUGUACCCUGAGUUCUAGAGGCUUCAGUAGAACUGUGGUGCAAAAGGGAUAUGUACAGUAGAUGGAAAUUUCCAUCUGCAAAUCCCUUCACCAAUGAGUUAUAUAUCGAGUGAGAUGCCCGAAAUCCGGAUAUUUACCCAUACACUCUCUGUAGCUCAGUUGGUUGGGGCGCUCAUAGCCUACGGUGUAGACCCCAGCAGAAACACGUUUCGUGAGGGGUCUACGAAUACACGAAGAAAAGCUUGCCCGGCCUACGUCAUAUCCGUUUUACGUUUUGGGUAAAUUAACUUCAAUUUAUUCAAAUUUCCGAAGCAGUGAAGCGUGCGUAAAUGUAAAUUUUCAUUUGGAGCUUAUUAAAAUGUUCCAUGGCGGGCUUUGUGCAAUACAAAUGUGUUCUUUACUUCAAUAUCCCCGUCGAAUAAAAGCGAUAUUAAUUUCGUGGACAGCAAGGAGACUGUACGUAAGGAGUUAGACGACCUUCCUUUAACGGUUUAAUAUGUGAGCUAGAGCCUAGACAAUACUAUAACUAACGUGCACGAAACAGCAUUAAACGCUAUUGGUGUACCACUUAAAGUACAGCGAAAUGUCGUGAGGAAACUGGGAUUCGAGCCGACUUGCGAUAAAGCUUUUAUGUCGGCUACAUUUAUUGCACAAAGCCCGCCAUGGAACAUUUUAAUAAGCGCCAAAUGAAAAUUUACAUUUACGCACGCUUCACUGCUUCAGAAAUUUGAAUAAAUUGAAGUUAAUUUACCCAAAACGUAAAACGGAUAUGACGUAGGCCGGGCAAGCUUUUGUUCGUUUAUUCGUAGACCCCUCACGAAACGUGUUUCUGCUGGGGUCUACACCGUAGGCUAGGGCGCUCAGCGCUGCACCGGAAUUGCAGGGCUGCAGGUUUGAUUCCUGCCAGAGGGCCGAGAGUUUCAUUUUUCACAACUGCUCCUGGUUGCGUCUAAUAGAUGUACAAGAAUUGACGAUUCCCCUUAUUACGUUUUCGUAGCGCUUUGCAUUGUGGUUAUAGUGGUAUCACUGACAUUCAAGAUGGCUUAUUUUUUGUCCUGACCCGUGCAAGAACUUUUUAAAAAAGCUAGGGUCAGGUGCGCGAUAGCCAACAGCAAAAUAUUCACGAAAACAUUCAAUAUUUUCAUUCGAGGCCGCUAUCUUUAUAACCACAAUGCAAAGCGCUACGAAAACGUAAUAAAGGGAAUCAUCAAUUCCACUCGAGAUUUCCAUCCUUGUGGAUCCCUUCAACAAUUAGUGAUAUCGAGUAAGAUGCCCCAAAUCCUGAUAUUUACUGUAGUGCAAGUCGUUUUUCAUUUUACUAAAUUGCCUAAUAUAACUUACCCAUGAUCCUGUCGUUCUGACGCUUGCACACCACAUUACUGAAAUGAGAUUGAACCACGUUAUGACGUAACCAUUAUAAAACAAUGUAGGGCCAGGCACAGAGAGAGAAGGUUCGUAUACAACAUGCAUAUAUGAGAGAAUUUCAGAUUUGACUAUACCACUACCUCUCAAUGGCUUAGUACGCAUCUGAUUGGUUAAACGGAUAUGUCGAACGCAUCUGAUUGGUUAAUCGGAUAUAUCAAACGCAUCUGAUUGGUUAUUGUAAUGGUGAUAGUAGCGGUAGUGGAAGUCAAAUGCGAACCUCUCUAUUUUGCCCAUAUGGUUUAGAAGUUCAUGAAGAUGCGUAAGUUAAUCCUGAACUUAUUGCGAUCAAAGCACAAAGUUAGCAUCCUGUGCAUGGUAAAACAAUUUUAUUCGUUUUUUUGUAGGUUGGAGACAGAGUCAUCGAGUGUGUUUUCCACGCACCGGAGAUCAUUAUCUACCAGCUUUAUCCCAGAACAUCCGAGACUGAACUACAUGUCAAUGUCAGUUGACGAUACCUUUGAUGAAGUGACUUAUAUUGAUGAAGUGGCUUUGAAAUAUCUUUCUGAUGAAGAACUAAAACAAUUCAAAAGUGAACUCCGUCCGUCUACUGCUGCUGUCAAAAGAUCUUUCACUCGAACUGUUCGUUUUGGUAGUUUACCAAGUGACAACGAACGCAGGUCACUUUCAAGACGAAACUUACGCGAAGUCGAUUUCACGUGGAAUAAUUUAUCAUUUUGUACGAAAAAUUACCUGACCAAGUAUAAUCUUGUUGAGGGACAUGUUUCUUUCACUGGUGAAGGUGAUGGACAAGCAAGCACCCGGCACCAAAAAGAAAAUUCACCUGAAACUUCCAUUGAACCAUGCAAACCACCCUUCCCUUCACCUGCGCGUCAUUCUGAAGAGUCCAGUGAUAUUUUAGACAUUAAACGUCUUAAAAACUUACCAAAAUUAUUCUGA